Molecule: messenger RNA, 730 nt
Organism: Plodia interpunctella (Indianmeal moth)
Lineage: Eukaryota; Metazoa; Arthropoda; Insecta; Lepidoptera; Pyralidae
Gene: SmD2
Product: Small ribonucleoprotein particle protein SmD2
Exons: 3
Coding region: 138-497 (119 amino acids)
Biological process (GO): spliceosomal snRNP assembly; RNA splicing
Cellular component (GO): precatalytic spliceosome; U5 snRNP; U4/U6 x U5 tri-snRNP complex
Molecular function (GO): RNA binding
Source: RefSeq, a predicted model, not a curated record
AUGGUGUCAACUGUCAAUUUUGACAUCGAUUGACUUUUUUUACUAUUACUACGCUUCAGCUUCACUUCACGCUAUUGUUUGCGCGAUUUUAUUAUUUAGGUUGAGGAAAGUGUUGAAUUUAGCAUAAUAAAUACAAAAUGGCAACCUCUACCAAGCCACGCUCAGAAAUGACUCUUGAAGAAUUAGCGAAGAUUGAGGAGGAAGAAUUUAGCACUGGCCCUCUAUCUGUUCUCACACAGUCGGUUAAAAACAACACACAGGUGUUGAUCAACUGCCGUAACAACAAGAAGUUGUUAGGGCGCGUCAAAGCUUUCGACCGGCAUUGCAACAUGGUUCUUGAAAAUGUUAAGGAAAUGUGGACUGAAGUCCCCAGGACAGGCAAAGGAAAAAAGGGUAAAGCUGUGAAUAAGGACAAAUUUAUCUCAAAAAUGUUCCUCCGCGGCGAUUCUGUUAUCUUGGUACUAAGGAACCCCCUCGCUACUGCUGCAGGGAAGUAGGUUGUCGCCAUUCCAGAUUAAUAGUUUUUAUCAGUACCAGUUUUCAUACCAGUUUUUACAGUUUACUAAUUAUUUUUAAGUUCAAUUGAAUGCAGAUUUUGUGAAAAUCUCGAUUUAAAAAUUCUUCAAAAAGUAUGUAAUUUAUGGAGGUUAUGUCAAAUACUAAAUUAAUUAGGGACCUAGCUGUAAUUUCUAUCUUAAUACAAUAAAUAAUUUCCAAAGUUUUUCCAUCA